AUGUACGUCUACUCGAUGCUGGCGCUGGGGCUGACCGUCUUCCUGACGCCGUACAUCAGGAAGCAGGCACCACUGCAGUGUCUGGCCCUGGCGUGGUUCUACCUCAUCGACAGCAUCGUCAACGCCGCGUACACGGCCCGGAUGAUCUCCGAGCCCGGGGUGGCUGCGUCGAGGGGUGUUGGGUUUGCUGGUCGACGGGUGCUGGACAGACGGUACAGCGUGUCGCCGGUGACGGUUGGCAUUGACGCAGAGGGCAUGCCUGUGUCGUCGUCGUCGUCGUCGUCGUCCACGAGGAGUAAGAGUGCUGGAUCGGCGCUGGAGGACGGGAUGCUGCAGCCCGAGAGCCUGCCCAGCCUGGCCAUCAUCUGCGUGCUGUGGAUGGUGCGGCUGUACUUUGUCUUUGUGAUGAUGGCGUUUGCCAGACAGUGUCUGAAGCUGCAUGCGUUCUACCGCCGGAGCCAGGGCUCCUCCAACCAGGCCGGCUGCGUCUCGCACAGCCGCAGCGCGUCUACCUCUACGGCUGGGAAUGCGGACUUUGAGCCCAACCCGUUCACGGCGGACGGUCCGGACGGCCAGGGGUGGAAGGGCAAGCUGGGUCGUGCCAUGGUGUCGGUGGGCAGCGGCUACUGGCUCGACCGCAACGACGACGACGACUGGAUGUUUGGCGUGGACAGGCGGUUCAACUCGAGCUACCGGAUGGUUCCCACGGAGAGCAGCGGGCCCGUCGAGCGGGAGAGACGUCGACGGUCGGGUACGGGCCCGCCCAUGCCUGCUCCUGGGGUGCUGCAGGCCGUCGUCGUGCCUCUGACGCCGUCGACGACGCAGCCUCACUCUGUGCCGCAGUCCCCGUCGACCUAUCGACCCGUCCCUCCGCUGAAGCUCUACCAGCAGUCUGACGAGAGGGAGUUCUAG
This is a messenger RNA of Microsporum canis CBS 113480, 912 nucleotides long. RefSeq lists its product as hypothetical. Gene Ontology annotation, biological process: inositol phosphoceramide metabolic process. Gene Ontology annotation, cellular component: inositol phosphoceramide synthase complex; Golgi membrane. The transcript has 2 exons. The record is from RefSeq and is a predicted model, not a curated record. Lineage: Eukaryota; Fungi; Ascomycota; Eurotiomycetes; Onygenales; Arthrodermataceae. Bases 1 to 912 code for a protein of 303 amino acids. Gene Ontology annotation, molecular function: inositol phosphoceramide synthase regulator activity.